Molecule: messenger RNA, 3981 nt
Organism: Rhodotorula toruloides NP11
Lineage: Eukaryota; Fungi; Basidiomycota; Microbotryomycetes; Sporidiobolales; Sporidiobolaceae
Product: DHX37 protein
Exons: 10
Coding region: 1-3981 (1326 amino acids)
Biological process (GO): maturation of SSU-rRNA from tricistronic rRNA transcript (SSU-rRNA, 5.8S rRNA, LSU-rRNA)
Cellular component (GO): nucleolus; intracellular anatomical structure
Molecular function (GO): RNA binding; ATP hydrolysis activity; ATP binding
Source: RefSeq, a predicted model, not a curated record
AUGGGCCACUCACGAACACGCUACAACCAGAAGGGCCGCGCAAUCGGGCGCGAAAAGGGCAAGAAGCGGGCGAGGACAGUCGGCGAGGGAGAUGAACCGCAAGACGACUCGAACGCGCUCGUGAUUGACCCACUGCAGAGGAAGAGGAAGAGGGACGAGCUCCUCAACUCCGCCCCCGGCACAUCCGACCACGAGCCCAAGAUGUCCGCGAAGAAGAAGAAGCGACUCGACGCCUUUAUCGAGCGCAAACUCAAGAAGGAGCAGCGGAAAGACUUGAUUGCCUCGCUUGCCCAAACCCAAACCCAGUCCCUGAAUUUCACCUCCUCCUCCUCCCUCGGCUCUCGCCAAUUCCUCUCGCAAGCCUCGAAACUCUCGCACGCAUCAGCAGUCGAACAAUCCCGGCGCGAUAGGGCGCAGAAGAUCCUCCAGCGCGCCAAUGCGGGCCGACUUCAUCUGAGCGAUGAGGAAGAGGAGGAGGAGGUGAGGGAUGAGCGGGGGGAAGAGGAGGAGAGAGAGUUGGAGAGGGAGUUUGUCAAGCCUCAACAGGCUCUCGCCAUGACGACUGCCACAACCGCCUCAGCUAAAAAGCACACUCAGCCUUUCAACCCUUCUGGCGCAGUCGGAGUCGUCGAAUCCCCUUCGCAGCCGGUCGCUUCCACCUCUUCCACCUCCUUCACGCCCGCCCAAGCGCCGGCGGUUGGCUCCGCGCUGGCGUCGAGCGCGACUGUGACGGUUGUGAGGAGGAAACCGAAGGAAAAGGGACGGAUGAGGGCGCUUGUUGCGAAGGCCAAGAUCAAGGGCAAAGGCAAGGGGAAGCAGGAGGUGGUGGAGGAGGAGGAGGAAAGCAGCGAGUUCGACAGCUCGGAGGAGUCGGAGGGCGAAGGAGAGGAGGAGGGAGACGUGGAUGUGCAAGAGGAGGAGGAGGAGGAGGAGUGGGGCGGGAUCGAGGUUGAUGGGGAGGGUGAGGGGCGGGAUGCGGAGAGUGGAGCGGCGGCGGAGGGCUCGGAUUCGGGAGAGGACGGCGAGGACGACGAGGAAGAGGAGGCGGAGAGCGAGGAAGAGCAGGAUGGCGUACGGCGACCACCGCGAGAACGGGGUUCAUUCCGGGCCUGGGCAGACGCGCAGGUCCUCGCCGCCGCCGGGCUCGACUCGACGACCUCGACGACGGCAGCUUCCGACGACGGGACGUACAAGCCGCUUCUGCCCGCCGGCUCAGGCGUCGCGCCCGCUCCUCUGCCCGAGGGAACGACCGGACCCCUCGGCGCUCCCCUUCCCGCCUCCGACCUCCCAACCCUCCCUCCGCAACGCACGAUCCACGUCCCCGUCACUCGCAUGCCCGAGAUCGAAGCCCAACGAGCAGAGUUGCCGGUCGUCAAGGAGGAAGAUCGCGUCAUGGCCGCGAUUCGCGGGAACGCGGUCGUGGUGAUUUGUGGAGAGACUGGGUCGGGGAAGACGACGCAGAUUGGACAGUUUUUGUGGGAGGCUGGAUUUGGAGAUUCGAAGAGCGAUAACCCCGGCAUGGUCGCCAUCACUCAGCCGCGGCGAGUCGCCGCGCUCUCUACCUCCGCCCGCGUCCGCACCGAACUCAACCUCGCCCCAACCUCCUCCCUCGUCGCGCACCGGAUCCGCUACUCCUCCACCACCUCGCCCGACACCAAGCUCCUCUUCAUGACCGACGGUGUUCUGCUACGCGAACUCGCGGCCGAUUUCCUGUUGAGCAAGUAUAGUGUGGUCGUGGUGGACGAGGCGCAUGAGAGGGGCGUCAAUACGGAUGUCUUGAUUGGUGUGUUAAGUCGGGUGGCGAAGCUGAGGGAGAAGCAGUGGAAGGCGGGAAAGGACAGUGCGAAGCCCCUCCGCCUCAUCAUCAUGUCCGCCACCCUCCGCGUCGCCGACUUUGCCGAGAACCCUACUCUCUUCGCCCAGCCCCCUCCAGUCCUACACAUCACAGCGCGCCAGCACCCCGUCACGCUGCACUUCGCCCGCCGAACAGCACACGACUACCUCGAGCAAGCCUACAAGAAAGUCGCGCGCAUCCAUGCCCGUCUUCCGCCUGGUGGCGUGCUCGUCUUCUGUACGGGGCAGAACGAGAUCGUUAGUUUGGUCAAGCGGUUGGAGAAGAAGUUUGGGCCGAGGGCGGUGUUGGCGAGGAAGGAGCGGGUGAAGCGUGCGGCUAUGAAGGGUGCGAGAGGUCACGGUGAUGGCGACGAGGACGAGGAGGCGGAGCGAGAGGUGGAGGACUUGAAGCUGCGAGGCGGGAAGGUCGAGAUCGGCGAUGACCUCGAGGCGGAGGAAGUCGACCUCGGCGAAGGGCGCGACCUCGCUGCCGACGUCGACGACGGCGUCUACGAUGUCGACGAGGAAGACGACGAGGCGCUCGAGUCGGACAUUGACGGGGACGACGAGACGUUCAAGGGUAUCGACAUGGAGGAAGACACGGAUGAACCGAUGCACAUUCUCCCGCUCUACUCGCUCCUCUCGACCGAGAAGCAGAUGAAGGUCUUCCAGCCGCCGCCCGAAAGCCACCGGCUUGUCGUUGUCGCGACCAACGUCGCGGAGACGGCCAUCACGAUCCCGAACAUCAAAUAUGUUGUCGACACUGGCCGUGCGAAGGAGCGCAAGUAUGACCACGCGAGCGGUAUCCAGUCGUUCGAGGUCGACUGGAUUUCGAAGGCUUCGGCUGCGCAGCGCGCCGGUCGUGCGGGUCGUACUGGCCCCGGCCACUGCUACCGGCUCUAUUCGUCGGCCGUCUUCGAGCAGCACUUUGACCAGUUCGCCAAGCCCGAAAUCCUGCGCAUGCCGAUCGAGGGCAUCGUCCUCACGAUGAAGAGCAUGAACAUCGACGCCGUCGCCAACUUCCCCUUCCCGACACCACCCGACCGCGACGCCCUCCGACGAGCCGAGAAGACGCUCGUGCACCUCGGCGCCCUCGAACCUGCCGAAGUCGAUUCGAAGGUCGGAGGCAAGAUCACGCCUCUCGGACGGUCGAUGGCGCUCUUCCCGCUCUCCCCUCGUUUCUCGAAGAUGAUUGUCGCGGGCCAGCAGCACGGCUGCUUGCCGUACGUCAUCGCCAUCGUCUGCGCCCUUUCGGUCGGAGACCCCUUCAUCCGCGAGGCGAAUCUUGGCGACGACGAAGAGUCGGCUGAUGCGGUGGACGAACCGGAAAAGACCCUGACUCGGGCGGAGAUUGCGCACAUUCGGGAUCCGGAGAUCAAGGCGAAGGAGGAACGCAAGCUCCUCCGCAAGGCCUUCUUCCAGGUCCAGCAGCGCUAUGCGGCUCUCGGCAAGGACACGAGCGACGUCUUCAAGCUUCUGAGCGUCGUCGGCGCGUACGAGUAUGAAGGCGGGUGCGAGUCGUUCUGCGAGGCCAACUUUGUGCGGACCAAGGCGAUGGAAGAGAUCCACAAGCUUCGCGCCCAGAUCAGCCGCAUCGUUUCGUCGACUUUCCCCGGCACCGACGCCGGCUUCGUCCCUAAGCUUCCGCCGCCGAACGAGACGCAGCUCAAGGUCCUCCGCCAACUCCUGACGGCCGCCUUCAUCGACCAAGUCGCCAUCAGGAAAGACAUAGCCGACAAGUCGAGCAGUCUCUCAUACGCCAAGGUCCCCUCGACACGCGGCGUCCCCUACCGCGCCUUCGGCCUCGAGGAAGACCUCUUCAUCCACCCCUCCUCGAACCUCUUCCACGGCCCGCCUCCCGAGUUUAUCGUCUUCAACGAACUCCACCGGACGCACAAGGUUUGGCUGAAGACCAUCACGAAGGUCAACCCUGCCUGGCUUCCUGUCCUCGGCCGGCCCAUGUGCACGUUCAGCAAACCGAUUGAGACGCCCGCACAGGCCAUUGCCGCGAAGGCUGCCUCUUCAGCUUUGUCAGGCGACACUCGACAGAUUUUCGUUAUUCCUCGGUUCGGACCAGGCGUCGGCGUCGAGCUGAAGCCGAUACAGAUGACGCAGAAGCUCGUCAACGGACGUUGGCUGUUGCAGUAG